AUGCAGAGGCUAGGUGACCACAGGACCACUGAGAACCAGAGUCAUUUCCAUGCAGAUCAAGGACCCUUCUCGAUGCCUGACACAGUCCUCAGGAUAGCACUCAUCAUCUCCUUGCUUUGUCUAUCUUUGUUUGGGAACAUAAUGCUUUUAGUGGUUUUUCAUCGAAAGCCCCAGCUACUCCAGGUGGCCAACCGAUUCAUCUUCAACCUCCUGGUGGCCGAUCUACUGCAGACAGUCCUGGUGAUGCCCUGUGUCAUUGUCACCUCCCUCCCGGAUAUUUGGCCUUUGGAACAUGGACUGUGUGGUGCGGUCGUGGUGCUUAUGCAUCUCUUUGCAUUUGCAGGCGUAAACACCAUCACGGUGGUUUCCGUCGAUAAAUACUUGGCCAUUAUUCAUCCAUUAUCCUACCCUACCAAGAUGACCCCAAAGAGAGGAAGCCUUCUCAUCUUCUUCACGUGGAUCCUCAGCGUCCUCCAGAGCACCCCUCCUCUUUACGGCUGGGGCAAAGUGGAAUUUGAUCUACAAAGCCACUACUGCAAAGUACUAUGGGCUUCGAGUUAUUCCUACACCAUGCUCAGUGCCGUAUUUUCUUUCAUCUUGCCAGUGAGCAUUAUGUUGGCGUGCUAUGGGAUGGUGUUCAGAGCAGCCAGGAGGCAAAACGCCUUGGUUCACCCGGUUCAAGCAAAUGGAUGUGACAGGUCAGAUGGGACAAGAUCGUCUGCAUUAAACGCACUUGACAAAACAAGUCAUCACAGACCGCUCUAUCACUGCAAAGCCGCCAAGGUUAUCUUUGCCAUUUUAUCAUCCUACAUAAUCAGUAUGGGUCCUUACAGCGUGCUGAGCAUCGUCUCCUCCUGCGCUGGCACCAUCAUCCCUAAAUGGGUGACAUCUAUAGUCAUUGUCCUCUUUUUCCUACAGUGCUGUAUACACCCUUAUAUUUAUGGAUAUAUGCAUAAAAGCUUGAAAAAAGAAUUCCUUUUGCUCUUGCAUGGAUUUUUUUGUAAGCAGGUGCACCCUCAAAACGCCAUAGUAGAUAGUUAUAUUAUAUUGACCGAUGGCAGAAUCUUUCAGUCUCACUUCUCUGCCGGACCUACCGUCAAAUUUCUCGAGGAAGAGACUACAAUAUCUGUAAUCACCGGCAAGAGUCUAAAUAAUCUUAAGAUAAAAGAUGGCAGGAAGGAAAGCAGUUCUGCCAAUAUAUCUCCCGAAAAACAGUCCAUUCAGCAAAAGACAGCCCCCGACUUACCGCACCUCAUUAGCUGCUAG
Bufo bufo (common toad) is the source of this 1266-nucleotide messenger RNA. It is a transcript of the gene GPR101, whose product is annotated as G protein-coupled receptor 101. The record is from RefSeq and is a predicted model, not a curated record. Gene Ontology annotation, cellular component: membrane. Gene Ontology annotation, molecular function: G protein-coupled receptor activity. Gene Ontology annotation, biological process: G protein-coupled receptor signaling pathway. The transcript has a single exon. Bases 1 to 1266 code for a protein of 421 amino acids. Lineage: Eukaryota; Metazoa; Chordata; Amphibia; Anura; Bufonidae.